This is a messenger RNA of Parastagonospora nodorum SN15, 5082 nucleotides long. RefSeq lists its product as hypothetical. The transcript is spliced from 4 exons. Lineage: Eukaryota; Fungi; Ascomycota; Dothideomycetes; Pleosporales; Phaeosphaeriaceae. The coding region runs from base 1 to 5082 and encodes 1693 amino acids. The record is from RefSeq and is a predicted model, not a curated record.
AUGUCUCGCAUCCAAGCUGCCUCUGCGCUGCUACUACUCUCCUUACCCAAUGGGUUCGCCUCUCCUUUGGCCCAAGAGGCCCUUCCUGUCUUUCAACUGCUGAGCUCUGCCUCGUCUGCAUCAUCCGCGUCUGCUGCAACCCCAACUGGCCAGGUAGUCGCCCUCGUUAACCCGUCUGCCGCCUCUGAUGUCCCGGCACCGACCGGAGUGAGCGAUCUCACUGGGGGCGUCGUGACCUCACCGGAGUUGCCUUUGGAAAGUUUUGCCUCCCCUCCACUUGUGGAUCCAACCGAUAUCCAAGGACCUAAGAAUGCCUUCAUCAACCCUGUUCCUAAUCCCCUUAUGCCAUCGAUAACUCCCGUUCUUGGUGUGGAUUCUGUUCUUGUCACGCCAGUGCCUAGCUUCAGUGAUGCGACACCUUCGCCAAUCGAAGUCGUGUCGGCUAUCCUCAGCUUGGCUACUACUCCUAUCGCACUGCCCACUGGCUCUGCACUUCUCAACUCCACCGUUCCAGCGGUGACAAAUGCGACGGUGCCUGUCGUCGCGCCCGUCGUCGCGCCCAUCCCUCUGGAUGACAUCCUCGCAGACCCACUUGCUCUGCUCAACGCUGCUACUACUCCUAUCGCACUGCCCGCUGGCUCUGCGCUUCUGAACUCCACCGUUCCAGCGGUGACAAAUGCGACGGUGCCUGUCGUCGCGCCCGUCGUUGCGCCCAUCCCUCUGGAUGCUAUCCUCGCCGAUCCACUUGCUCCGCUCAAGGCUGCUACUACUGCCUUAACUCUUCCUCCUCAGAUCGUUGUCGAUGUCGUCCACAGAUUUAUCAACCUGGCCUUUGGUCUGAUGAACAUCGCCAAGAACACGCCCGUCGGUGGCGGGAAGAACACAGGUGUUGUACCUCCUAACUUGCAGCCAAUCUCGCGUGUUCGUCGUCAAGUAAUUCCGGACUUUUCUACAACGACGAGCGCCCUGCCACCAGUCUCAAAGGUGUCGUCGCUUAUGGAACCGCUAAUGACCUUGGCCAAAAGUCUGGCCGGCACGAUCAAUCAGGUACCUAUCACUGGCGGCAUUGUUUCCAAGGUUCCCGUUGUUGACGCUGUUGGUGUCAUUGGCAAGGAUGACCUCAGCAACAUCAACCCAGCCGAUGCUACCGGAAUGAUCCAGGAGCUUUUGGGACUUGCAAACAGGAUGAUAUCAACUAUGCAGAUGCCCAAGAUUGUGGCCCCUGCUGGUCUGCCACUCGAUCUCCUUGGAAGUCUCACGAAGCGCGACGACCUAGGUGAGCUAGAUCCCACCCUCACUAUGGGUAUCAUUAGCCAGAUUCUAGACAUUCUCUCUAUCAUGACGAACGAAACAUCUGCUGGAACUACUGCCGAGCCCGUACCUCUCGACACCAUCUUGAGCGUUGCUAACGGGCUCACCAAGCGAGCUCUCGACGUCAAGCCUGAUGUUGCUUUUGCCAUUAUCAAGAGGAUCAUCAGCACCAUCAAAAAGCUGAUCUCGGUCUUCCCAGGCCUUGAUAAUGUCGCAGCUGGGCUACCUCUUACUGAGACCGUUGGCAAGCUCCCCCUUGACACUGUUGAAGAAGCUUUAUCAGGACUCCCGCUUGAUGAUCUCACCUCCAAGCUGACUUCAGGUGUCUCGCCCCUUGCUGAUGUCGCGAGCACUCUGCCUGCUACCAACGUUCUGGCCGACCCCCUAGCAGCACUCAAUCCGCUAGUAGCGGGUCUCACUGGAGGCUUGUUACCCACCGGACCUGUUGCAGCAACUCUCCCUGCUGCAGGCCUAGCCGCCAACCCCGCAGCUGCACUCCUGACUGGCAACGUUGCGUCUGGUCUGCUGGCCAACUCCCUCCUCGGCGGAUUAGGCAAGCGGGAUAUGUCCACCGUGCCAGUCCAACACUGUCAUGAACAUUGCUCAGGAACUGAACUCAACAUGGCCGUGACCAUGUCGAUGAGCUUCCUGCUGCCUAAUGCCAUGGCCAACCAGGGCAUGCUCGGGAAGCUCUCGGAUCUGUCGAAGAAGAUCAAGGGUGCUGUACCGGCUGCUGUACCAGCUGCUGUUCCUGCUGUUCUGCCCGCACCUUGGGUGCCUGAGGUACCUGUGGGCCUUUCUGGGUUGAGUCUUCCUCACUUUGCGCCCAUUAUAUCUGCUCCGAUACCUAAAUUGCCCGUGGCAAUAUCCAGCUUGCCUGUGGCCGAACCAAGUGUCUCUUUGGCUGUACCAAGCGUCUCUGUGGCCGUACCCAGUGUCUCUGUAGCCGUACCCAGCGUCGCAGCAGGGCUACCAAGUGCUCCUGCAUUGCCCAGUCUUCCGGUAGCACUACCGAGCUUGCCAGUGUCAGUAUCCAGCGUCGCAUCAGCGCUGCCGAGUCUGUCUCUGACAGCACUCAGCGCCCCUGUGGCCGUACCCAGUGUUUCUGUAGCUCUACCCAGCAUUUCAACAGCGCUACCAAGACUUCCCGCGUUGCCUAGUCUUCCACUCGCAAUCGCAAGUUUACGAGCGGCAGCACCAUCAGGCUUACCAACUGAUUUUCCAGAUUUUACGUUGGAGCUUCCAGAGGAUCUACCCGCGGAACUUACAGGUCUUCCAGCGGAGCUGCUUGCAAGUGUUCCCACAGAGGUUCCAAGCUCUCUCGUAGCUUUACCCACACCUAUUUCUGUGGAAACUCCCGUAGAUCUGUCUACGGGUUUACCUACAGGACUGUCAACAGCUUCGCCAGUACCUUUGCCCUUGCCUCUUUCGGUAGAACUCCCGUCAGAUCUAGGAGCAGAGCUGCCCGCAGCUCCGCCCACAGACCUUUCGGCACCAACUCUCCCUAAUCUGCCCACAGCAGGCACCACAGAUUCUCCAGCUGAUCUUUCCGACCUACCUUCGUUGGAGAUCGACCCGGAGACUGGAUUGCCAAUCGAAGACGUUCCUCUGAGCAAGGCGAAGCGUGACGUCGACGCUGCUGAGCCCGGGGCUUUGGACAUUGACGCAGCAACGAGGCUUUUGACACUCCUGCUCGACAUCGCAAUCAAACUUUCUGCCCAGGUGAGCGAAAAGGGUCUGAAUGCUACUACUCAGAUUGAUGGCACCAUCGGCAAGCGUGACAGCAUGAAUACCGAGCAGCAUGAGCUGUUCAACAUUGCUCAGGCGAAGAUGACUGAGCUGAAGGAAGCUUUGAAGGUGUUGGAGAGCGCUCCUUUGAGUAAGCGCCAGGACCCUCUUGCCGCUCUGACCAGUGCUACCUCUGGUCUGACUGGCGUCUUCAACACCAUUGUCGAGCUCCUCACUACCAUCCUCGCUCUUCUCGGUGAUGGCUCCACUGACGCAAUUACUGGCGUGCUGGACAACAUAACUGACAAGAUUGGCGCUCAGAAGCGAGACUUGGAUGGAGAUUCUUUGACGGACCUUCUAUCGACCCUCCUCACCAUUUUCGACACACUUUUAGACGUGACGAAGCUCCCAGGUCUUGGUGCUCUCCUGCAAGGGAUUGCCGGGCUGAUCCUGCUACAUGGACUGCCAGACGUAGGCACGCUGCUUGGUGGUGGCAUUCCCUUGCCUCUUCCCGGUGGUCCUCUUCCUGUCAUUCCUGGACUUCCGCUGCCUGGUCUUCCUGCGAACCCCGCACCAGUUCUGCCUGGAAUCCCAGCGUCGAAUGUGUCUUCGCAUCUUACCUCUACCAAUGGUAUCAAAGCCACGCUCUCCUUGGUGAAGGACAUCCCGCUGGAUGGCCUUCUCGGAGACCUUGCCAAGCGAGAUGGAAGACUUCACGCUCGUCAGCUUGGAAGUCUAGGAGGAGGUUUGACAACCCUCACCAAGCCCCUUACAACCGUCGUGGCUCCAGUUGUCAAUGUUCCCGUAGCUGGUGCAAACCCUGGUACUCUUUUAGCCAGCAAGCCCCUUACAACCGUCACUGGCGGUUUAACAAAACCCGUCACUAAUCUUGCCGGUGCUGUAGGCAAUGUUGGAAGCGUCGUUGCUCCAGUUGUCAAUGUUCCCGUUGCUGGUGUGAACCCUGGUACUAUUUUAGCCAGCGCUCUUGGUACUGCUCUGGCGGCACCCGCUGCUGUUCUUGGAGCUGCCCUGACACCUGUCGCUAACCUAGCCGACGCUAUCGACAGUGGCAAGCUGUUAAAUACCGUGGGCUCUACCCUCGGUAGUAUCCCGCUCGUUGCUGCUGUCGAUAAUCUCGUCGAUGCUAUCCCUGGUAGCGAGGCUCUCACAUCAGUUACUGGGCAACUGGGACUUGACAACCCACUUAGUGUGGUGAACAAUAUUCUUGGUGGCGACCCUCUAGCCCCAGUCACUAACCUUAAACCCAUCACGGAUCCCAUUCUCACCGCUCUAGCUCCGGCUGUGGGUGCUGUUAACACAGUGGUCAAUGGCGUUACAGCCCCAUUGGCCGAUGUCACUGACCCCAUUACCGCUGCCCUGGCGCCUGUAGGCGGUGCUUUGGAACCUGUUGCCAGCGUCCUCAAGCCCAUCGCUGACGUUACGAAACCCGUUGGUGCUCUCGUCUCGCCACUCUUUGGCAACGUUGGUACUUCGGCUCCAACUGUACCCAUCUUUGCUGGAUUUCCAGCCCCGCUUGGGACUGUAGCUGCUCCUCUUACCGGUCUUGUCAGCACACUCACCAACGCUACGAAGCCUCUGCAAAGUUUGGCUAGCCAAUUAGGCGCCCUCAAGAGCAUGCUUGCGCAGGCACUUGUAUCGCUCAAGGGCCUCAUUCCUGCGAAACCCGUUAAGAGAGAUGCAUCGAUCCCCGCCACGCCCGACGUUCAGGCCUUCCUCGCAAAAUGGCAACACGUCGGCGCCUACAUGGCACAACUCAACCAGCAGGCUGCUGGCGAGCUGAUGAACGUCAUGAUGGACCCCAGCAGUUUCCCGCCGAACAUGGCAGCCAUGGGCGAUGCUUCGGAGGAAGUGAAGAACUUCGUUACAGAUUACUACAAGCUCGCGCAGUCCAUGGACGGCAGCAACAUCUCCGCGGACAAGAAGAUCGCCUUCCUCCAGGACAUGUUUGACGGACCAUCCGUCAACAUCGACUUCAAGUCCAAGCGAGACAUGCGCCAUGGCAUGCGCGAACGCAAGGAGUAA